AUGAAGCAGCCGACAGAUGUCGACCCACUACCAGCACUGGGUCGCGAAGAGAAGUCAACGCGAUCAGGUGAUGCUCAGGUUGCUGCUCUCGAGGAGAUGGUGAAUAAGAAAUCGAGGAUGCGCAUUCAGCUGGCAACGAAUGCGAAAAUCAGUCUCAAGAAAAAAGCUCCUCCGCCUGCUGAGAAGAAGGCCGACCGGCCAAAAGACGAACCGGGAAUGUCAACGCCUACCGAAGAAAUAUCUGUAGGCAUGAUUCUCCGCAGUUGUCUCGCUUCCAUGGACGCGAUGCUAGGCGAAGUCCAGGAUCACAGAGUGGACACGGAAACAGAAACUCCGGACUUCAAGCUCAAGUUCAAAGGAUGCCUCGCGGCAGUUGGUGCCACGAUCGCCGCAGAACCAGGCACGGAUUUCCGCGUAUCGAACGACAUUUCUCCGGAGAAGAAGAAGGAUACGGAAGAAGAAACAUCGAACGCCGUAGAGUCCGAAGAGACUGAUUCCGCUGAUGUCGUCAGGAAGGAGCCGGGAAGACCCAAGAAAGCUGUUCGAAACUUGAAACAAACAGUGGAUCCGGGGGACGCUUCUGAGUCGCCUGCCGAGCAGAACGUGCCGACGAAAAUUGCUGCGGAAAAACAGGUGGAAAAAUCAGUGCCGACAAGAGCUCUGAGGAACAGAUCCGCCAAAGCGGAGCCCGCCGAUGACCAAACGAUGCCAGUAACCGAGGUGAAACUCGAAGAUCAAAAACUCGAAGCUACCGAUGCCAUCAAGAGGAGAGGUAGGUCCGGGAGAACGCCGCGGGUUUCUGAAUCCACCGCCGCGUCCGGCGGAACGCAGGAUCGCGAUAAAACUGAUCAAAAUGUUGCGAGUCAGGAGAAAGCCGAUCCGUCGACCGACGACCAAGGAGUGAGACGUGGCAGAGGUCGCCAGAAACUUAUCGAAGCCGAAGACGAAACCCCAGCUGCACCGAAACGUGGUCGCAAGCGGACCAACACCGGUUCAGAGCUCCUUCCUGAGGAUGUUCCCGCAGACGGCGCCUCGAAACUGAACAGCCCACGGUCAGAGGAGCGAGACGAACUACCGAAGACAAGCACUCCGAUUGCUCAGUCUAAAUUAGACAUGAAAGAAACUAUCGAAAGCACCAGGAAAAAACGUGGACGUUUCCGAAAGGAGGGAUCGCCGACAGACGAAAACGAGGUCGAAUCAGAAAAACCAGCACCUGUUUCAACCCGUAAGUCCCCGAGGUCGGCAGAAGAUUCAGACUCCGCCGAUACCGCGCCCGACGACGCAGACAAGGCGAAAAGACGAGGGAGACCGCCCCCGACCGACGACUCCCGAUCCACGAAACAAAACCAGAAGUCGAUGCCGCUCAGGGGUAAGGGCAAAAAGACUGUUCUGAAGGUCGCCCUCCCAAUACGGACUAGAUCGACCCGUGGCCACGCAGGGAUAUCGGGACAAAGUCCCCCCGCCGGAGAAAGUGGCUCUGCGGCUCAAUUCUCUCUUCCCCCUCCCCCGCCUCCCGCGCUAUCGGCUUCGAGAUCCCCAUCCCCGAAAAUUGCGUCUCCUCGAGGCACCGUUCGCUCGGUGAGAGUGCCUCUGAAGAAGAAACCGCAACGAAAUUCACACGCGUCCGAUACGGACACCGCGGAAGAAACUCUCGACCAAGAGGAAUUUUUGCGCCAAAAAGAGAAACUCGAAUCCAGCCCGAGCGCAACGUCGACACCAUCGACAAGCCAUCGAGUAGUAGUGUGCACGCUCCCCGUUAACGCGGAGUCGGCGAAAGCACUGCCAUCGAGUUCCAUCACGACGACGACGACGAUGGCAGCAGCGAGACUUGAUGAGCCCGCCGGCAAGAAGCAGAAAACCGCCACGGAUGUUGGAAUCACACGCGUUCCGAAGGAUGGCGCAGACCGAGUCAGACCACAAGCGAACGCAGCUGCCGUUCUGAUCGUCGAAGGCAAACGAGAGCGGAAGCGCAAAGUGAUGAGUGAGUUCGCGGAUCCGAACGCCGUUCUCGAGCCGGCGCCGGUGACCGUGACGAAAUCGCAUUCGUCGCUCCCGAGUCAGCAAUCGAUCGUGAGACCGAGCACGAUCGUAAAGUCGGUGGCGGUAACCUCAUCGGUCCACUCGGCACCCUCAGCUGUAACGGUGAAACCGAUGGUGACGAUCGUUAAUCCAUCGAUGACGAACCGACCGAACAUCACGCUGGUGAGCAGCGCGUCCCAGCCGAGCUGCUCCUAUCUCCACACCGCCCAGAAGCCGAUCCUCAUCACUGUUCCACCGAACCCCUCGAGACCGAAUACGACUACGAGUUUUUCCGGAAUCACGAAAACAAUCGUUGUGCCUAAGGUCAUCACUCGCCCCAUAGUUCAGAACGUACACCAACAGCAGAAUGUGCAGCAGAGACAACAGCAAUCGGCGCAGCAAAUGCAUCCGCAGCUACACCAGCACGCUCAGAUCCGCAGUAUUCGAUUAUCGCCAUCGAUGACUUCUACGCCCGUGCAGCGAUCCGCAACGACGAUCAUUUCGCGCCCACCCGCGCAGCGCGUUCUGCCUUCGCCGAUCAGGCCCAACAAAGUCUUCCUCCGAACCGUCGCACCUAUCAUACCCCAGCGACACAUCACCGUACAGGCAACUCCGUCUCAGCCGACGGUGCGGAGCAUUACGGAGCCCGCUGGUUCCAGACCGGUCUCAGCGGCUAUGGUGAUAAGGAAUCCGCCGAAGGCCGUCGUCAAACCCUCCGAAGCCACAGCGAAGAAACCUCAGACGACCACUGUCAGAAGAGUCACUCAACAGAUCGUCAAACCUGUCGAGCGUAAAACGGCCGCCGCCGCAGCGGCACCGCCGCCACCGCCGCCACCUGCGAAGAAAGCAGCCGUUCAGCCGCGUAAGGUCAUAAACGUCGCCAGAGUCACUCCGGAGACCGUACAACCAACAUCAUCGAUGAUGGAUAAACUCUUGGAAGAGCCUCGCUUACCGAAAGUGGGCAAGAAACCAUUGAGCAAGAAGCAGAGAAGCAUGAGGAAAACAGAUCUCAUCAAAACGUCGACGCGUUCUCGUCGAAGAGGUACUGAUCUCCAGAUAAAUUACAAUGAGGACCGCUUGAGCAAGAUCACGGACGAGGACUCGGAUUCUCAAGAGGAAGUUCCGACGUCGACGGAUGAACUUGGUUCUCCCGAAGACAUCCAGCAGUCCGAACAGAACGAUGGACAAGAGCCUCAGGACGAUAUCCCUGUUGCCGUGGUUGAAGUUUUCCUGUCCCAGGACGAAGUCAAAUUGCGUGAAGUGCACUCGCCCACGAAACAAGAUCUCGUUGAUUUGAAUCGUCAGCCUGUUGAACAGCCCAUGGAGGUUGCUCUCGGAGGCCAAGGAGCUCCGGAAGGGUUUUUCACCUCGGAAGAGGGUUUAGUUGAGACGGUUGACGUCCCUUUCGAGGGUGCUUCUAUCGAAGCGAUGAAAGCGGGCUUGGUGUCGACCAAUGACAACGCGUUUGCCAAGUCCUUGAUGCUUGGGGACGAUGCGCUCCUGCGGCGGAAAAUCAGCAAACGCAAAUCGAACCCCCUCGCAAAAGAAUGA
Molecule: messenger RNA, 3570 nt
Organism: Galendromus occidentalis (western predatory mite)
Lineage: Eukaryota; Metazoa; Arthropoda; Arachnida; Mesostigmata; Phytoseiidae
Product: nascent polypeptide-associated complex subunit alpha, muscle-specific form-like
Exons: 4
Coding region: 1-3570 (1189 amino acids)
Source: RefSeq, a predicted model, not a curated record